AUGAAACAUCAUAUCGUAUAUGUCACUACAUCGGUUAUGCUUAUUUUAAUUUUAACAGAAAAAGAGAAACAAAGGCAAAGAUAUCCCAAAUUUAAUGCACUUUACGACGAUUAUACUAAAAAACACAACCGAGAAGUUGCAAAAUUAUUGAACAAAACUACUAAAGAUAAUUCAACAAAGCUUCCAAAAGUCAUUGUUAUGAAGCUUUGGAUGACUUCAGGAUUCGGGAAUAAAUUACCCGUAAUAGCGUGUGGUUUUUUUUAUUCGUUAAUCACCGAUAGGUUAUUUUUUAUUGAUGGGUUUUAUAAUUUUGAUGAUUAUUUCGAGAAAGAUUUUGACCAUGACUGGAAAAACGUUGCAGGCUUAUAUAAAAAUAGUAAAUCCAGAUAUUUGCAUGAUGCUUGGGCUAAUGAUUUUCAAAUAAUAACUAGAGGAAAUCUUACUAAUGAGGAAAUAAGUAAACAUGACAUUGUAUAUGUGCACUCAUGGGAUUAUGUGUGUGCUCCGUUAAUUUCGAAUCCUAACUACAAAGAAUGGAUUAGUAGUAUAAUUCCGGAUAAUAAAGUAUACAGUGCAAUUAGUCAAAGGUUACUAAGGAUACAACCAAAUAUUACCGAAAAAGUGGCAAAUUUUGUUAACAAUAAUUUCGGAGAAUAUAAUAUAGGAAUUCAUUUACGAAUGAUAAAGAAUAUUCAUAUUGGCCACACUAUAACGCCUACUGAACAUUUUUGCCAUGCAGCAAAAAUGCUGAUGGUUGGAACAGAAAGAAAGAAUGUAACCAUCUUUGUAGCUGCAGACGAUAAUAAAAAUCGGGAUAUUUUAAUAAAUUGUCUUAAUAGCACAAUUGCCUCAAAGAACGAUUCGGUUAAGAUUAUUCACGCGGGAAAUGAUAUGAACGUAGGCAAUUCCGUUACUGAAAAUCCUGGUACAGAAGUAGGAGCUAUUGUCGAUUUGAGCAUCCUUAGUUAUUGUGAUGAUUUAGUGGUAACAUUUGGGUCGUCGUUUAGUUUUUUGGCAUCUGCAAUGUCUUAUAAAUCAUUGCCUCUAUGGGGUCCGUAUGUAGUAAUGCCUGUCAAAAACAACAAUGAUGAUUUUGUUAUUGAUAAAAUAUGGCUAUGGAAAGCUACAUUUAACGAACCUUGUAUGUACUUUGGUAAACUAUUUUUAAAGGAAUCUGAUCCUGAAACUAUCAAAGUUUUCAAGACAAAUCCAUUUUGGAUGUAUUAUGUUGAAGAAUGUACCUAG
Cetraspora pellucida is the source of this 1245-nucleotide messenger RNA. NCBI's taxonomy places the organism in Eukaryota, Fungi, Glomeromycota, Glomeromycetes, Diversisporales, Gigasporaceae. The record is from the annotation of a GenBank genome assembly.